AUGAAAGCACAAGGCAGCAGUCAGCGCACAUCUGGCAUACUUGCACCGCGCGACCCUCGGCCAAAUGUUGACGACAUCACCUGUGAAUAUAAGAAUCUCCUAGGUAUCAGUCGACCUCCGAACUUUGCCAAGUCCAGAACACAACCUGAACUGCGGAACGCUGAAACAAUGCAUACCAACCACUCAUACGCUGCCCAUGGUCCCGAGUUACCUGUGGCGGCCCCGAGAGUACUGGACGCACAUAACGGUCCCGUCUAUGCAGGAACAAAGCAUCCGUGGUUGCUUUCUGCAAAAACGCAAACAUACCCGCAAACGAUAGCAACGUGCGACUCAACGGCAUCCAAAUGCCGCCUCUCCCCCGCCAGCAGCUUGAUGUAUGGCAAUCUCUCAUCCACGCCAUUACCUGGCGGACUAGAUGCACAAGGUCUCGCGGGCAUUCUGCAAGAACUCAACCAAUACCCACAGCGUCACAACCGAGACAACACCACCUCUGAAAACCUCCCAGCUCACCCGCAUCCUACACAAGACAUUGCCGGUCUCCAAAAGCCAUACCAAAAACGUCUUGGGAGUUCCGAGCUGAGCAACCCCGACUCGAUAGUCAGCAAUGUCGCACAACACCCUUCGUCAGCAGCCCUCGAAACACCAAAUAUCAACUCACAUGGCACCCACCCACCAUCCGCCAGACGAAAACACCCCUCGGCUGGAACCCAUCAACCGGCGUUACAGACGGCGAGCUUCAAGCCAGACGUUGUAUACCGCCAGCCCCAGCCCUUCAUCGGCAAGCUGGCCCUCCCCGAGGCACACCGUGCGCCGACGUAUGCAGCGCAGUUGUCGACCGGCCGUGCGCGGAAACGGACGGCGGAUCGUCCUGAUAUUCGAGCAUUGCCAAAUCACGACCAGGACCCAAUCGAGUGA
This is a messenger RNA of Metarhizium album ARSEF 1941, 915 nucleotides long. RefSeq lists its product as uncharacterized. The transcript has a single exon. The record is from RefSeq and is a predicted model, not a curated record. Lineage: Eukaryota; Fungi; Ascomycota; Sordariomycetes; Hypocreales; Clavicipitaceae. The coding region runs from base 1 to 915 and encodes 304 amino acids.